UAGAAAGUAGAAACACUGUUUGUUUUUCCCUAGGUUUAUCAGUAUAGUACAUUACAAAACCUGAGGUGAAGCUUUAAGCCUCACUUUCCAUGGGAUGCCUCAACAAUCUUCCCACUCAGUUCACUUUUUCACUCUCAUUUUUCUCUUUCUUAAUCCAAAUAUGUUAAAGCCACCCAACGUGUCCCUCAUCUUUCAGCAUUAAUCUUAAAAAACUGUAUCACUGUUCCUAGUUCCUUCCUAUGAUACUAUAAUACUAAUGUUUUCUUUAACAAGUAGCACUGAAGUUGUUUGUAGGUAGGACCAAACCAACCCAAAGGGAUAUACACUAACGUACGCCACAGGGACCGUUACCUGUGCGGCGCCAAUAUUCUCUCUCUCUACGCAUUUGUGUCUUCUUUUGAUAUUUUUAACACUACUUAACUUAUUAUAACCCCACAAACAAACCAAGCCUUUUUUUUGAACUCACAACACAACACAACACAGCACCAAUAGAAGCAGUGACCCUUUUCUUUGUCUCUCACAAAAAUGGAUAAUGGUUGCUUCUCUUCCCCUCGACGUGAUUUUCCUGCUGGCUUGAGAGUUCUUGUUGUGGAUGAUGAUCCAACGUGGCUCAAGAUCCUUGAGAAGAUGCUCAAGAAGUGCAAUUAUGAAGUGACUACAUGUUGUUUAGCAAGGCAUGCUCUAAACUUGCUUCGUGAAAGGAAAGAUGGAUAUGAUAUAGUGAUCAGCGACGUAAACAUGCCUGACAUGGAUGGUUUUAAACUUCUUGAGCUUGUUGGGCUUGAGAUGGAUCUUCCUGUCAUUAUGAUGUCUGUUGAUGGAGAAACAAGCAGGGUCAUGAAAGGCGUUCAACAUGGAGCAUGUGAUUAUCUCCUUAAGCCUAUUAGGAUGAAAGAGCUGCGAAACAUAUGGCAACAUGUCUUUAGAAAAAGGAUACAUGAGGCAAGAGAAUUUGAAAGUUUUGAGAGUUUUGAGAACAUUCACUUGAUGAGAAAUGGAUCAGAGCAAUCAGAUGAUGGGAACUUGUUUGCUGUGGAAGAUGUGACCUCAACAAAGAAAAGAAAAGAUGCAGAUAACAAACACUAUGACAAAGAAUGUUUGGAUCCAUCUUCCACCAAGAAAGCUAGAGUAGUCUGGUCUGUAGAUCUUCAUCAGAAGUUUGUUAAAGCUGUGAAUCAGAUUGGAUUUGAUAAAGUUGGGCCCAAGAAAAUACUAGAUUUGAUGAAUGUGCCAUGGCUGACCCGAGAGAAUGUCGCUAGCCACUUGCAGAAAUACAGGCUUUAUUUGAGUAGGAUUCAGAAAGAAAAUGAUCAAAGGUCUUCCUCAAGUGGAAUGAAGCAUUCAGAUUUUCCUUCAAAAGAUCUGGCAAGUUUUGGUUUUCAGAACUCAGUAAACAAGCAACAAAAUGAUGUUCCAGUUGACAGCUACAAUUUUUCAGAUGGAUCAUUGCAACCGAAGAAUGUGGAAACCAAAAGUCGUGAAGGUGAACCCAAGGGAAUUAUUCCACAGUCCACCAUAGCAGAAAAAGGAAGGGCUUUGACCGGUAACAUUGCUGACACAAAUAUGAGAGAGGGUUUCAGGGUUAGCCUAAAUCAACCUUUUGUCCCUCUGGAGUCAGAAGGAAACCGUUCAGUGUUUGAUUGCUCCAUGCCAACACAGUACUCUUGGACUGAAGUUCCACACCUGCAACUCAAAGAAGAUCACAAGUCACUUGUUAAUUUAGGGGAUAACUUCAGCCAGUUGCCAUUACAGGGUAAGCAGCAUCAUAUCCAAGUUGAUCAAUCACAAUCAAUUGCUUCAAUUAGUUCCACUCCCUCCAUAACAGAUGAAGAGGUUGCUGCUUGUAUAGAACCAAAACCUUUAUUUGCAGAUUACAAGAAUGAUUAUGCCACGUCUGUGUGUUCAAUAGGGAAUGCAGUAGUUGACACCUUUCCUAUUCAACCUGGAAGCCUAGUGAUGAAUGAUCAAUCUUCAGAACCCAUUUCCACUACAAAUUCUGGCUUGAAAACACAGGGAUAUAAUAAUCUCAGUAGCACUUCUGAUCUGGAAAUUUACCAAAGAAACCUACUUUUGGACGAGGACUUGCAUUUCUAUUGGUUACAAGGUGAAAGCUAUAAUAUGAACUUCGGUCUGCAGAAUAUAGGAAUGUCUGAAUAUUAGAAUCCUGGACUUAUUACAGAAGCUCCAACCCACUUAUAUGAUUCAGCUGAUUACUCAGUUAUAGAUCAAGGUCUAUUCAUAGCAUGAUCUACCUUGCCUUUCCUGCAUCUUCAACCAGAAUCAAAACUCACGCAUGAAAGGACAAAUUUAGUAUUUCUUGUAGCUAACUUCACCUGUAUUAUUUCAACCUUAAGGGUUGGGGUAUUCUUUUUCCAAUCAUAGAGGAUUUGAUAUUGCAGUAUGUAUAAAAAUGGGUGAUGACAACAAAUAUUAAGCUUAAUUAAUAAGCCA
Cajanus cajan (pigeon pea) is the source of this 2451-nucleotide messenger RNA. Its product is annotated as two-component response regulator ORR26. NCBI's taxonomy places the organism in Eukaryota, Viridiplantae, Streptophyta, Magnoliopsida, Fabales, Fabaceae. Gene Ontology annotation, biological process: phosphorelay signal transduction system; cytokinin-activated signaling pathway. The record is from RefSeq and is a predicted model, not a curated record. Gene Ontology annotation, molecular function: DNA binding.